This is a messenger RNA of Prorocentrum cordatum, 416 nucleotides long. NCBI's taxonomy places the organism in Eukaryota, Dinophyceae, Prorocentrales, Prorocentraceae. The record is from the annotation of a GenBank genome assembly.
GCCGCAGCAGCCCAGCCUCGUCUGUGGCGCUCUCCAUGCGCGAACAAGCAUUGGCGGCCGCUGGGACGCGCGUCGGCCACAGUGCGCACUCCGACGCGUUCGACGAGUUCCUGGGCGAGGAGGGCAGCGCGCCGACGACUAUCGAGGACAUGGAGGUCCGUGCGCUGCAGUUCCUCGACCUCACGCUGGAGGCGAAGUGCGCCAAGUCCGACGCGACCAUCCUGGUGGCCGCGGUCAGGGGCGCCUACCCCUGGUGCGCGGGCUCGCAGUCGAUGCCCCGCGUGAACAGGGGGCUCCGCGGCUACACCAAGCGCGGGCUUCCAGUGCCCCGAGUUGCGACGACCUUCUUCGCGUACAUCCGUCCUGGAGCGCUGCGGAAGCUCCGGGCGCAGCAGCUGCUGGCGCCGUCUCGCAAG